AUGGGCCCAGGAGUUGCAACUAAGAAGAAAAUAACAUCUAAUCGAAUCACAUGCACCAAUGAACAACUGAUGGAACAACUUCAGCGAACUUGGUCUUUGGAAAAUUCUAAUACUGAUAUAGAAGAAGAUUCUAUAGAGGAUAGGAGAGCUAGAAGUGUACUGGCGAAAACUACGAAACAACUGAGUUCCAAACACUACGAGAUAGGGCUCCUAUGGAAAUAUGAUGACCAUUCGUUACCUUGCAACAGGCCUAUGGUGGAAAGCAGACUGGCUUCACUUAAACGCAAACUCAGUGGUGACAGGGAUUUGAAGGAGAAAUAUGUCGAAACAGUUGAAUCGUACAUCUCCAAUGGUUAUGCUGAACCUGCUGAAGACAAACAAGGACAAGAUGCUUGGUAUUUGCCUCAUCAUCCCGUGAUAAAUCCACACAAAGCAGGAAAUGUCAGAAUAGUCUUUGACUGUGCUGCGAAAUGGAGAGGGACGUCAUUAAACGAUAACCUGAUUAAGGGUCCAGAAAUGACCAGCAACUUAGUGCAGGUAUUAUUACGAUUUCGACAGGAACGAAUUGCCCUGGUUGCGGACGUUGAAAGUAUGUUUCACCAAGUACAAGUCAGGCCAGAGGAUAGAGAUAACUUAAGGUUCUUAUGGUGGAAGAACGGCGACAUCAGCAAAGCCCCUAGCGAUUACAGGAUGACUGUUCACUUAUUCGGAGCGACCUCAUCUCCUUGCUGCGCUGGUUACGCGUUACGUCGCACCGCCGAUGAUCAAGAACUUAAAAACUUAGAUGUAAUUGGUAAGCGAGCAAUUGAUGUCAUUCGUAAUGGCUUUUACGUUGAAGACUGCCUUACUUCAGUCGGGACAACUGAAGAGGCUAUAGAGUUGGCACAUCGAUUGCGAAACAUCCUGCAAAAUGGUGGUUUUCGUUUAACCAAAUGGGUGAGUAGUGAUCGUAGUGUUCUUGACUCAAUUCCAGAAACUGAAAGAGCCCCAUCUGUUCCUGUUAAUUUAGAUCACCUACCAACCGAGAGAACGUUGGGUGUUAGUUGGGAUGCGGAGACAGAUAUGUUUAAGUUUGAGGUUGAGCUAAAGGAGAAGCCAUGUACAAGAAGAGGUAUUUUGUCUGUAACCAGUUCUAUUUACGACCCCCUCGGAUUUGCGGCUCCAUUUGUCUUGUUCGCGAAGUCAUUGUUACAGACUGUAUGCAGGAGAAGCUCCGAGUGGGAUGAUCAGCUACAACCGCAGGAAAUACAGGUAUGGAAUCAGUGGACCUCUUCUAUCACUGACUUACAUAAAGUUAAAGUUCCACGUUGGCUGAAGUAA
Molecule: messenger RNA, 1320 nt
Organism: Anneissia japonica
Lineage: Eukaryota; Metazoa; Echinodermata; Crinoidea; Comatulida; Comatulidae
Exons: 1
Coding region: 1-1320 (439 amino acids)
Source: RefSeq, a predicted model, not a curated record